UUUGCGUCAGAUUCUAAUAGCAACCCCACGACUGAUGGUACAUAUAAUGACCACAUCUUUCACGAAAUAUGAGUCCUAGUCUGUCUCAGCUGCGGUCUCAACAUGGCGAAACUAACAAUUUUUAGCUGCUUUCUCCUCCUGGCCUGCACAAGCCAGGCAUUGCCUCCACCUAAAUUACAAUUAUCCCUUGCUAAGGGAGAAAGUAAUACAGACAUUGCAUCAAAGGAUACAUUAAGUCAGCUCGAGAAAGUUGCAGAAGGAGCUGUCGGGACCCCAGAUUCUCUUGAAGAAGGUGACGCAACUGCUGUCAAGAAUGAAAAGCAGAAAGUGCAGCCAACCGUAAAUGCAACAGUCAGUGAUGUUGGAACCACAAUUGACGAAUUAAUACAAUUUAUAGAAACACUAGGCAACAUUUACGGGACCGAGAACGCAAAUGCUGCAGAGUCAUCCGUCACCAAAGACAAUGAAGCCUCCGAGCUUUCUGAGGACGAGGUCAUAGAUGUCGCAGACUCAUCGAUUUCCGAAGAAGAUAAAGCCCCUGAGGUUUCUGAGGACGAGGUCGUAGAUGCUGCCGAGUCAUCCGUCACUAAAGACAAUGAAGACUCCGAAGUUUCCAAGGACGAGAUCAUAGGUGCUGCAGAAUCAUCAGUUACCGAAGAAGAUAAAGCCCCUGAGGUUUCUGAGGACGAGGUCGUAGAUGCUGCCGAGUCAUCCGUCACUAAAGACAAUGAAGACUCCGAAGUUUCCAAGGACGAGAUCAUAGGUGCUGCAGAAUCAUCAGUUACCGAAGAAGAUAAAGCCCCUGAGGUUUCUGAGGACGAGGUCGUAGAUGCUGCCGAGUCAUUCGUUUCUGAAGAUAAUGCAGCCUCUGAGGUUUCGGAAGACGAUGAAGCAUCUGAGGUUUCUGAAAAUAAAGAAACCCCCGAGUUUUCCGAGGACGAGAUCAAAGAUGCUGCAGAAUCAUCCGCUUUUGAAGAUACUGAAGCUUCCGAGGUUUCCAAAGAUAAUGAAACCUUUAAAGUUACCGAGGACGAGGUUGUAGAUGCUGCCGAGUCAUCCGUCACUAAAGACAAUGAAGACUCCGAAGUUUCCAAGGACGAGAUCAUAGGUGCUGCAGAAUCAUCGGUUUCCGAAGAUGAUAAAGCCUCUGAGGUUUCGGAAGACGAUGAAGCAUCUGAGUUUUCUGAAAAUGAAGAAACUCCCGAGGUUCCUGAAGACGAGGUCCUAGAUACUGCAGAAUCUUCGAAUAUAAUGAAGCCUUCAAUCGUUCCGUGGCCGUAUACGCUGGUGUAUUAUCCGGUUCCAGCGGUUCCAUGGCCGUAUAUGUUGCAGCAAUAUCCACCUCCAAGUGAAAUGAAGGCUCCAUCGUACCCAUGGCCGUACGUGCAACCGCUUUACCCACCUCAGGGAAAAAUGGAUCCUCCAAGUUUGCUCAAGACGGAGUCGCCUUGA
Messenger RNA from Cephus cinctus (wheat stem sawfly), 1452 nucleotides. RefSeq names its product ATP-dependent RNA helicase drs1-like. The record is from RefSeq and is a predicted model, not a curated record. The transcript has 3 exons. Lineage: Eukaryota; Metazoa; Arthropoda; Insecta; Hymenoptera; Cephidae. Bases 103 to 1452 code for a protein of 449 amino acids.